Messenger RNA from Pyricularia grisea, 1306 nucleotides. RefSeq lists its product as uncharacterized. The transcript is spliced from 4 exons. Lineage: Eukaryota; Fungi; Ascomycota; Sordariomycetes; Magnaporthales; Pyriculariaceae. Gene Ontology annotation, molecular function: S-adenosylmethionine-dependent methyltransferase activity. The record is from RefSeq and is a predicted model, not a curated record. Gene Ontology annotation, biological process: phosphatidylcholine biosynthetic process. Bases 188 to 823 code for a protein of 211 amino acids.
CGUCACUGCCCACAAGCUUCCACCUGGCCAGGUUAAACAGCCUAAAGUAAACAGAAGUUUGCGCCGUCCGUCCAUAUUGUGUAUCCCCCCACCACACAGCGAUAGCUUCUACACACCGUACUAAGGUUGACUGCUUCUGGAUUAUUCACCUUGCAUUUCGAUCAUUUUGAAAAAGAAAAAAAAACCCAUGGCUCCCGCCCCUACUCCCGUUGGCCAGCUGGUCGACUUUACGCAAGAGAGUUUUAUUGUCUCGGCAUGCUCGAUCGCAUUUAACCCUCUCUUCUGGAACAUUGUCGCGAGACAGGAAUACCACAACAAGGUUUUGACGCGCCUCUUCGGAGGCCGCAGCCAGACCGCUUGCUACUUCCUCGCCGCCACCAUCUUCUCCCUCGGCAUCGUCCGCGACCUCUUGUACGAGCGCGCUCUGCGCAACCAGCCCUCGCACCCGCUCCUCGACAAUGAACUGGCAACAUACAUUGGAUACGCCCUGGUGGCUUGCGGCAACAUCCUCGUCGUGUCCUCGACGUGGCAGCUGGGCAUCACGGGCACGUUCCUGGGCGACUACUUUGGCAUCCUGAUGGACCACAUGGUCACGGGCUUCCCGUUCAACGUCACCGAUGCGCCCAUGUACUACGGCAGCACCAUGAGCUUCCUCGGAGCCGCUCUGAUCUAUGGAAAGCCGGCGGGCGUGUGGUUGACGGCUUGGGUGCUCAUGGUGUACAAGGUUGCACUUUCGUACGAGAACCCUUUUACGUCGGAAAUCUAUGCCAAGAGGGAGCGGGAGCGGGCUGCCGAGAAGACCGAGUUAAAGAAGACUCGUUAAUGGAGUUCGGUUGUGGUCUUGGACCUUCCAGCUUCCUGGGCAGGAACAGUUGUCGUGGGGGACAGUGGUAUGGGCGGGUUUCAAGGAGGUCGCGCGAUCACUCCUCUUACAGGGAAUGAGUGGUGCGUUAGUACAGGUUGGAAAGUCUGAGGAAGGACUAGACAACCUGUGGUGUUUUUUGGCGCAACUCGAAGGAAAAUGGUGGGCGCGCGUGCUUUCGUUCUCAACGGCGUUUCGGUAGCACAGCAUAGCGUGCAAAAAAGGGACAUUUUGUGUGGCCUGCCUGGCUUGGUCAGGUUGGUAGUUUAGCUAUUAAGGUACCCAAUAUGGCAUUCAACUGCCGUCACAUCACUAUUUGGCAAUUGCCCAUCGGGCUAAUAAAAAAUGACAUGGAGAAUACUUACUGGUUCUCAGCAAACAUGCGUCUGAUGCUCAUGUGGAUGAAUAGAAUAGCAGCGUCUAUAGUACUUACGCACUUGCAAG